AUGUCCUCCUCGAAAGAAUCGUCCCCGAACAGCGAUGCCGGUGCGCGGGACGGGCUGCAAAGCUCGCCAAAGCACCGACUCGAAGCGCUGCCGGCCGAGCUGCUCAAGCUCAUCAUCUUGCUCGUCAAGGAACAAGACGAGCGUCUCGAAAUCGUCGCCCAUACCGUGUUCUCGCCUCCUUGGCGCACAAUAGUGCGAGGGAAUGGACUCAGCGCCUUGUCCUCGACGUCCAGACGGCUGCGCGAAGCCGCCCUCCCGUUCAUGCGCGAGGUCGUCCGUCCACGCCAGCUCACGCACCCACUUUUCCAGCUUGGCGCUCUCCCCCCGGCACUUCUUAGCGGUGUGCGCAAAGUCAAUUGCUCUGCCAUCAAGCGCGAAACGCUCGCUUCCCUCGUCGCCGGUCUCAGCGUGUUGCCCAACCUCGAAGCAAUCGACAUUAGCAAUGACACUAUGUUGUCUCUCACUCGACCACGGUCUUCGGCAGAGGUGGCGGGUUACGGCACUGCCCGCGAGCUUGCAGAAGUUCCGGGCGAGGUCAUCAAGAACGCCUUUCGACGCUUUCGCUCGCGUUGGCGCUCAGUCACGUACUUGUACGCGUCGGAGUCCAGGAUGGAGCGCCAACUCGAGCCGUUCUGCGACCCGGCAUCCAUAAUACGGCUCGAACUCUUCGAAUUCACGCUGGCCGGCGCAAGCCCGCAGCCUCGGCUCGCAGCGCUCAGUCAGUACCGACACUUGACCUCACUGAGCCUGUGCUUCUGUGGCAACGAGAUAUCCCUCGUCACGGACGUCCCAAGCGUUGUCCAACUCCCCGCUCUGCGGUCGUUCGAGAUCGGCGGGUACUACCCCGAAGUCAUCCCACUGGCGCAGCAGAUGGCGCCAAAUGUCGUCGACUUGCGCAUCGCUUUCCGUCGGUCCGACUUAGAUGCCCCUCCCGUCGCUCUCCAUCUGCCGCGUCUUCGCCGCCUGACGGUCGAGAUGGCAUGGCCGGCCGCCACCCUUCUGUACGCCUUCACCAAGUGCGAGCUCCAGUCUCUCAACUGGAUCGAAUACGGCCACGAAGACGAGAUCUACGUCGACUCAGGCCAAACUCCUGCCGCCUUCGCCGUUCCCCUCGUCAGCGAACUCCCUGCCUCGCUUCGGACGAUCACCUUUGAGCCGGACGACGGCCGCCUCUACCAAGGCAUGGACAACGGCUGGUCGGACGACGACAUCGCCGCGCUCGCCGCGAAGUGUGCCUCGCGAGGUGUUACCUUCGACGUCAAGCCUUAUUCGCGCGUCAGGACCGGAUAUCGCGUGUUCACGGAGAAGCCGUUAAGCUGGGCGUCCAACGCAGAGGAGGUCUGCGAGAAGAAAGGGGCGUCAUUGCGCGACCUCUUGGGAUGGGCGACGAGGCGAGUCCGUUGGCUCGAGCAGACGGGCGACAUUGCGGGCAUGCGCGAGAUGGUUGAGAUGCUCACGGAACUCAAGCAGCGGCAGGUCCUCGAGGAGGCGUAG
This is a messenger RNA of Rhodotorula toruloides NP11, 1494 nucleotides long. RefSeq lists its product as uncharacterized. NCBI's taxonomy places the organism in Eukaryota, Fungi, Basidiomycota, Microbotryomycetes, Sporidiobolales, Sporidiobolaceae. Bases 1 to 1494 code for a protein of 497 amino acids. The transcript has 2 exons. The record is from RefSeq and is a predicted model, not a curated record.